This is a messenger RNA of Mucor velutinosus, 531 nucleotides long. RefSeq lists its product as uncharacterized. The coding region runs from base 1 to 531 and encodes 176 amino acids. The transcript has 4 exons. NCBI's taxonomy places the organism in Eukaryota, Fungi, Mucoromycota, Mucoromycetes, Mucorales, Mucoraceae. Gene Ontology annotation, biological process: intra-Golgi vesicle-mediated transport; retrograde vesicle-mediated transport, Golgi to endoplasmic reticulum; intracellular protein transport. The record is from RefSeq and is a predicted model, not a curated record. Gene Ontology annotation, cellular component: COPI vesicle coat.
AUGGUCAACCUUUCUCUGUAUUCUAUCAAGGCUGUCAUCUUGCUUGAUGCCGAGGGAAAUCGCGUAUUAGCCAAAUACUAUGGUGGAGAGAACACUACAUUGAAGCAGCAAAAGCAGUUUGAAAAGGGCUUAUUUGAUAAAACGAAGCGUGCUCAAGGCGAGGUUAUUUUAUACGACAACCAAGUAGUACUAUAUCGCUCAAAUAUCGACAUUUUCUUUUACGUUGUUGGUUCUAUGGAGGAGAAUGAGCUGAUUCUAUUGAGCAUGUUGAAUGCUUUCUAUGACGCCGUUUCUACUUUACUCAGAUAUCAAGUUGAAAAGCGCUCUAUUAUGGAUAAUUUGGAUUUAGUCAUCCUUUGUCUUGAUGAGACAGUUGAUGGAGGCAUUAUACUGGAAACCGAUUCAAAUGCAAUUGUCAGUCGAGUAUCUAAACCUCGCAUGGACAUGGUUGACAUUCCCUUUUCCGAACAAACUUUGAUGCAAGCUUAUCAAACCGCCAAAGACAAAUUUGCCAAUCAAUUAUUAAGAUAA